UUCAUUGAUUGAUUAAAAUUUUUAAAUGGUUGUUACACAGUUAUAGUAUAAGAACUCAAUAAACUGUGAUGAAACUGCAUGUGACAAGGAUGCUGAGCUGAACCAAAUCGCAUAUUUUAUUAGGGAAGUUUACUAGAAUGACUCAAAUUAGUUGUGUAAUUACUAGAAUGACUCAUAUUUUUUGAAAAUUAUUAGAAUAUUUUUCUGGUCAAAAUUAUCCUUACACAUAGUUAUAACAAAAAAUAUUUUUUUACCAAAAUAUCCUUAUUAAUUUUCGAGGGCAGAUUUGUUUUAGAAAAAAAAAAAUCUGCCGAGUAAUAAAUCUGUUUAUAAAAUCUGUGUAGAAAAAGAAAUCUAUCAUUAAAGUGGUGUCAGACUUUCUAAUAACGUCAGAUUUGUUCACACGGCAGAGUUAAUUGUCCGAUUUGAUUAGAAAUAGAUUUUUAAAAAUAUGUUUAUCAAAUGAGGUAGCAGAUUUGUUAUAAGUGGUAGAUUUAUAUGGUCAACUUAUUUUUUAAUCGACAUAUUUAUUUGUAAUGUUAGACUUAUUUUCUUACGGCAAAUUUAUAUGACCGAUUUAAAAUUAUUGGCAGACUUCUUAUUUAUGUGAUGAUAGACUUUUUAAUUUAUGUUUUGACAGAUUUAUUGACGAAAAACUUGGUUUAUACAAAAAUAUAAGAGUUAUUCUAGUAAUUAGAUAUAUAAUUAGAGUCAUGUUGAGUAAUUUCUCAUUUUAUUAUGAUUUAUUCUUGGAUUCAUCUUCUAGGAUGAAUUUCUAAGUUCACCAAUAUAAUUUUAUUAUUUCAUAUUCGAUAUCUCUUAAAAAAACUAAAUAUUGUCAAAUUAUAUUAUAUUUUUAAAAAUAAAAAGGUAAGAAAAUAAAAAAAAAUAGUAGUAGUUACAAAAGAAAAAGAAUUUAAAAAAAAUAUUUUUAACGUAAUCAGCAAAACACUAAACCCUAAACCGUAAAUCCUAAACUUUUAGGUAAACCUUAAGCUCCUGGAUAAACCCUAAACCCUUGGAGAAACCUUAACCCAUUGGAUAAAUCCUAAAUUUUAAAUUUAAUAAAACAGUGUAGUGUGUUAUUGGUUUAUAUAUUUUGAUUGAUUUAGAAAUCUAUAUAGUAUUUAUAAAUCCAAGUAAAAUAUGCAAAUCUGGAGGUUUUCCUUCGGAUUUGAGUUAAUACUAAAACACUCAAGGGUUUAGGGUUUAAUGUUUUAGUGUUUUUGAUUUAGAGUUUAUGAUUUAUCCAAUGAUUUAGGAUUUAUCCGAGGAUUUAGGAUUUAGAUUAGUGUUUUGCCGACGACGUUAAAAAUAUUUUAAAUAUUUUUUUUGUAACUACUAUUAAUUUUUAAUUAUUUUUAUUUAUUUUAAAAACAUAAUAUAACUGGAUAAUAUUUUGUUUCAUUUUCUAAAAGAUAUUAAAUAUAACCUCUGUUCUCUAUAUAGGGGGGGGGGGUGAAUCCAAGAUUAGCACUUUUAUUAUUCAUUAGUCUUUGUGUUGUAGUAAAUGCUUUCUUUGUUUUAAAAAAAUAGUUUUUAAAAUAUUACGAUUAUUAUUUAUUUGACAAGUCGUGGAGAUUGGUAUUCCUUAGGUUUAGGAAGCAAAGAUCCACUUUCCCCAUUUACCUUCUGUUUAGGACUAAUUUAAUCAUGGUGAUAAUUGAUUCUCUACGUGUUUUUGUAAAUUAUAAUGACGUAAAGAAAACAAAAGAAGGAAAGAUAUAUUUUUGGUUCAAAGGGAGGAAAGAUAUAUUUUUGGGUUCAAAAAGAGGAAAUAAAUAUUUUUAAAUACAUUAUGAACAAGGAAGGUGGAAAAGGUGGGGGAAUGUGGCCCAAAAUUUUAAAUUCAUUUGAAAAAAAAAAUAAUAAUCGAAGAAUUUAGCGCUUCUUUCAUUUAAAUACUUCCCCACAAGUGGUUUUUCAUCUUUUCUCAUCUUCCAUCACUUCUUCAGGUCUCACUCGUCUCAUCUCCCCCUUCCUUCAGAUUUCUCCGGCUCUAAUCAUGGCUCCAAAGCGUAAGGUUCCUUCAACUGAGGUUGAGAUCUCCGGUCCCACCUCAACUAGGCCGAAGAUAAGUCCCAAAGCGCCGGUAGAAGUUGCUGCUGAGCCAAUACGUUCCCGACCUAAGUUCAAGGUAGAGUUGGUGGUGGACUCCAAGAAGGAUCCGUCCUGGGUUCUAGAUGAGCCGAUUGCUGAUUCGGAGGCUAGGACUACGUGGCCCGAGAGGUAUCAAGUCAUCCAGAAGAAGGAAGUCGUACCUUUACCGAAGAAGAAAAAGAAAAAGUAUGUUGAGGAAGAGGAGAUUUUCCUUGCGCGACGCCAUUUUCGACGAGCCAUCCUUGAUGAUUCCAUCACAUACAACCUCUACGAUGAUGCUCAUGUGCAGUCUGAAGAGGACGAAAAGCCUUUCAUUUGCAAGAUCGCCGAAAUCUUUGAAGGAUGUGAUGGCAAAAUGUACUUUACUGCUCAAUGGUUUUACCGUGCGUGUGAUACCGUGAUCCAAAAACACGAAGAAAUGAUCGAUGACAAACGUGUUUUUAUCUCGGACAUAAAAGAUGUAAACUCAAUGGGGGUUCUUCUCAACAAAUUGAAGAUUCUGAUGAUCCCGUUAACGGAAAAUACUGAAGUGACUGAAAGCUGUGAUUACUACUGCAACAUGAAAUAUCACCUGCCUUUUUCAACACUUGAAGCUUUGCAAUCAAGUCAGUGUAUUACGCCUAAUCAACGAACGGAUGCUACAAUGUUAGACUUGUAUUGUGGGUGUGGAGCCAUGUCAACUGGCCUAUGCAUGGGAGCUCAGCUGUCAGGGCUGAAUCUUGUCACGAAAUGGGCUGUUGACACAUGCGAGUAUGCUGUUCAAAGCAUAAAGUAUAACCACCCGGAAACAGAAGUGAGAAACGAGUCCGCAGAAGAUUUUCUGUAUCUGCUCAAGGAGUGGGAGAAAUUAUGCAUUCAUUUCUCUUUGAUCGAAUCUGCGGAUUCAGAAAAAUACGAAAACCUUUAUGGGAUGUCCGCUGUGGAAGAGGUUAAAGAUGGCAGCGAUGAGAGUGACGUCAAAGAUGGUGGAGAGGUUUUUGAAGUUGAAAAGAUUGUUGGUAUUAAGAAAGAGGAAGGAGGUAGACUCCAUCUAAAGGUCCGGUGGGAGAACUAUGGGCCUUCCCAUGACACAUGGGAACCUAUUGAAAAUCUUAGCAAUUGCCGUAAGAAAAUUAAAGAGUUCGUUGUGCAUGGAUUUAAAACAAGCAUCCUUCCAUUACCAGGAGGAGUCGAUGUUGUUUGUGGAGGUCCUCCAUGCCAAGGGAUUAGCGGUUACAACAGAUUCAGGAACGAAAAAGAGCCGCUAAAAGACAAAAAGAACGAGCAGCUUCUUGAAUACAUGAAAAUUGUGGAGUUUCUGAAGCCCAAGUAUGUUCUGAUGGAGAAUGUGGUAGAUAUGCUUAGGUUUGUUGAUGGCUUUCUUGCGCGCUAUGCUGUGGGACGUCUUGUCCAAAUGAAUUAUCAGACAAGAAUGGGAAUGAUGGCGGCAGGGUCGUAUGGCCUUGCUCAGUUCCGGAGGCGGUUCUUCUUGUGGGGUGCAAUGUCUAGCGAGACGCUUCCUCAGUUCCCACUUCCGACUCAUGAUGCUGUCAAUAGAGGACAUGUUCCUGUGAACUUUCAUAGUAACGUAGUGGCCUAUGAAGAAACAGACAAUGUGAAGUUGGCGGAUAAGAUCCUACUCUCAGAUGUCCUUACCGACCUUCCAGUUGUUGCAAACAAUGAGAGGAGGGCGGAGAUGCCAUAUGACAAAGAUCCUAAGACGCCAUUUCAAAAAUUUAUCAGAUUGACGCAAGAAGGAAUGUUAGCUUCACCUAAAGAUCCCAAGUCAAACUCCAAAAAUGAGGUGUUGUACGAUCACCAUCCUUUGAAUCUUAACAAAGAUGAUUAUCAACGUGUCUGUAGGAUCCCCAAGAAAAAGCAAGCGAAUUUCAGGGACUUACCUGGUGUAACUGUUAAUGCUAAUAACAAAGUUGAAUGGGAUCCUAAAAUCCCCAGGAUCUAUCUUGAAUCCAAUCACCCCUUGAUUCCAGAGUAUGCCAUGAAAUUUGUCGAGGGAAAAUCAAAGAAACCCUUUGGACGGCUUUGGUGGGAUGAAACUGUCCCAACUGUUAUCGGAAGAGCCGAGCCACACAAUCAUGUGAUCAUCCACCCAAACCAAGACCGUGUCUUGACUGUGCGAGAGAACGCAAGGCUCCAGGGCUUCCCUGAUUACUAUAGACUAUUUGGCCCUACCAAGAAAAAGUACACUCAAGUUGGGAAUGCUGUUGCAGUACCAGUGGCUAGGGCACUUGGAUACGCAUUAGGACAAGCUUUCCAAGGCCUCACUAAUGGUAGUGAUCCACUCUUCACUCUGCCCGAAGGUUUUCCAAAACCAACCUUCUGAUUCUCGUAGGAACAUCAGUAAGAAGAGAUUCACCUUCUCUUCUGAGCUUAGCCAGAUUAUGUUGAUUUAUUGCUCAUCUUUGAUUUUAUCUAAGGCUAUACUAUGACUCUAUCUAUCCAUAAUAAGACUUGCUGUUGUGACUUAGUUAAAACAAAUUUUAAAACGUUUGUCAUUUGAUUCUACUCUUUCAUUAAACAUUUUUAUGAAACA
This is a messenger RNA of Brassica rapa (field mustard), 4633 nucleotides long. RefSeq names its product DNA (cytosine-5)-methyltransferase CMT3. Gene Ontology annotation, molecular function: chromatin binding; DNA binding; DNA (cytosine-5-)-methyltransferase activity. Gene Ontology annotation, cellular component: nucleus. Lineage: Eukaryota; Viridiplantae; Streptophyta; Magnoliopsida; Brassicales; Brassicaceae. Gene Ontology annotation, biological process: negative regulation of gene expression via chromosomal CpG island methylation. The record is from RefSeq and is a predicted model, not a curated record.